Molecule: messenger RNA, 456 nt
Organism: Cyclopterus lumpus (lumpfish)
Lineage: Eukaryota; Metazoa; Chordata; Actinopteri; Perciformes; Cyclopteridae
Product: ninjurin-2-like
Exons: 4
Coding region: 36-443 (135 amino acids)
Biological process (GO): cell adhesion; tissue regeneration
Cellular component (GO): membrane
Source: RefSeq, a predicted model, not a curated record
GCCGAGACAGCGACCUGACGUCGCUGAGAUCCACCAUGCCAGCCAGCGGCCCUCUGCAGGGAGGUUCCCCCUCUAAUCUGAACAUGAACCUGUAUGCCACCAAGAAGACGGCCGCCGAGGGCAUGUUGGACAUCGCUCUGUUCCUGGCUAACAUCACGCACAUGAAGACCGUCAUCGAACAGGGAGCUGGAUACAGGUACUAUGCUGCCGUCCUGACCCUCAUCUCCUUCUCCCUUGCUCUCCAGAUAGUGGCUGGAGUCCUGAUCAUCAUCAUUGCCCGCAGGGACCUGAACGUGGUGUCCAAUCAGAAACGACUCGACUACCUGAACAACCUUGCCACAGGUGUCAUCUUCCUCACCACGGUGACUAACUUCUUUGUCAGCUUCUUCGGAUCCAAGAGGACUGGCUUCUUCCGCUGGCUGCUGGCUCGACUCCACUUCUGACACGAGCGCACAC